AAUUCUCCGAUGUCGAGGGCACAAAGCGCUCAAGAUCGCUCUUUGCCUCUCUCUCUCUCUCUCUCUCUCUCUGCGGGUCUUCGCUGCAGAUCUCUUUGAUCGGAUCGCUCCGGUGCUCGAUCCCCGAGGAGGCAUGGCGGAGCAGCUCACCGACGAGCAGAUCUCCGAGUUCAAGGAGGCCUUCAGCUUGUUCGACAAGGACGGAGAUGGUUGUAUCACUACUAAGGAGCUUGGGACUGUGAUGCGUUCAUUGGGCCAGAACCCUACAGAAGCAGAACUGCAGGACAUGAUAAAUGAGGUAGAUGCAGAUGGAAAUGGGACAAUCGAUUUUCCUGAGUUUCUCAAUCUGAUGGCUCGGAAGAUGAAGGAUACCGACUCUGAGGAGGAGCUGAAGGAGGCCUUUCGAGUUUUUGACAAGGACCAGAAUGGCUUCAUCUCUGCUGCUGAGCUGCGUCAUGUCAUGACCAACCUCGGGGAGAAGCUGACAGAUGAGGAAGUUGAUGAGAUGAUCCGUGAAGCUGAUGUCGAUGGAGAUGGUCAAAUCAACUACGAGGAGUUUGUCAAAAUCAUGAUGGCAAAAUGAAUCCAAGAAAACUCACAUAGCAAUUAUCUGGAAAGCUGCAUUUUUUAGAUCGAAAGAAAGAUGACUCUGCCCGUGCACUUCUAUCUUAUCCAUGGGUGUAGCUUUGCACUAAGUUGCCAGUAUAUUGGAUUCUUUCCUGCCUGCUUUUGUUUCAGAAUGCUAUGAGUUUUGCCUGGGUCUUGUAUGCAGGCCAGUUCUUUUCCACUCUUUUUGUUCAAACUCUUGUUGAUCUGGAACAAGGAAGAUACCUUCUUUGUGUUA
Messenger RNA from Musa acuminata AAA Group (dessert banana), 844 nucleotides. RefSeq names its product calmodulin. Lineage: Eukaryota; Viridiplantae; Streptophyta; Magnoliopsida; Zingiberales; Musaceae. The transcript has 2 exons. The record is from RefSeq and is a predicted model, not a curated record. Bases 134 to 583 code for a protein of 149 amino acids. Gene Ontology annotation, molecular function: calcium ion binding.